This is a messenger RNA of Centruroides sculpturatus (bark scorpion), 1597 nucleotides long. Its product is annotated as monocarboxylate transporter 12-like. The coding region runs from base 75 to 1403 and encodes 442 amino acids. Gene Ontology annotation, biological process: transmembrane transport. The transcript has 4 exons. Lineage: Eukaryota; Metazoa; Arthropoda; Arachnida; Scorpiones; Buthidae. Gene Ontology annotation, molecular function: monocarboxylic acid transmembrane transporter activity. The record is from RefSeq and is a predicted model, not a curated record.
AGCACGGUAUUAAUAGGCACUGGAUACCCUCCGAGGGCGACACCAUCUGGCAACAGCGGGUGGCUGCACCAACAAUGGCCGACGCUCGUAGAAGUGCAGUGAAGAAUAUAGACGGAGGAUGGGCUUGGGUGGUUGCUUUUUCGUGUUUUAUAUCCACUUUUACAGUUAUGGGACUAUUUAGAUCGGCUGGAGUCAUGUAUGUGGCUCUUGUAGAGGCUCUAGACAUCACUAGAGAAAUGGCUGCCUGGCCACUUAGUUUGUGUGGCUCCGUUAUGUUGCUAGUAGGUCCCAUUGUUGGUAUGUUAACACAUUAUUUUUCUAUUCGAGUGUUAAUGAUAAUAGGUACAUUAUUAACCUCGUUGGGUGUUAGUCUUUGUUAUAUUCCAUUAAACUUAACAGCGAUUGUAAUAUUUUUGGGAGCGAUUUACGGUAUUGGUAUCGGAUUCGUAUUAAUCACAAGCCCCGUUAUAAUCAAUCAAUACUUUCUCCGUUACAGGACAAUAGCUAUAGGAAUAACGUUUUCUGGUGCAUCAGCGGGAUCGAUCGCUCUACCACCCCUCAUAGAAUAUUUACUAGAAACUUACGGAUUGAGGGGAUGUUUUCUACUUUUAGGAGGAGUGCUUUUACACGGGGUAGCGGCAGCGUCAUUAUGUCGCCCUCCUAAUACGUCCAAGAAGGCCCACGAAGAACAGGAGUUAACGUUUGAGUUACGCACCAACAACAACAACGAAAUUAACUUUAAAAAACCAAAGAAACAAAAUGCAUUCCGUCAAUAUAUUUCCUUAGUUAUCGAGCUUUUAUGUGAUCCUAUGUACCAAAUUAUUAACUUUUGUUUUGGUAUAUUUUUCAUCUGUUUCACCUUGUAUAUAACUAUUUUAGUGGACUUUGCUAUGGAUCGAUCCAUAGCACAGAACAAAGCAGUUUUUAUUAUAUCAGUUUAUUCGAUUAGUGAUCUGUUUGGAAGAAUCUUUUCGGGAUGGAUAAUCGACUUUAAGAUUAUAAGAAGGAAAACUGUUAUCAUAGUUAGUUUCAUCUCUUCUGGUAUAUUAUUAAUUACUAUACCUUUCGGGAAUAAUUAUGCAGCAAUAUUAGCUUUAAUAUCUGUUCUAGGAUUGCUUUGUGGAUCCAUUAUGGUCAAUUUUACAGUCUUGCUAACGGAAUAUUUGGGACUUUCAAAAGUCACCACGGCUCUUGGAUUAUCAAAUUUUUUGUACGGGAUCCUGGGACUAUUCAGACCAAUGAUUAUUGGUCAUUAUAGAGAUACAUUAGGAAGUUACGAUUAUUUGUUUUAUACAUUGGGAGGUAUGCACGUCAUCGCUGGUGUAACGUGGUUUAUAGAACCGUUAUUAAAGCGCUGUAAAGAGAAGAAAGAGAACGAAAAUGCCGACGACCAAUAUAUAUAAUGCUGCUAUAUUCAGCUUGUACCAAGAAUAUAUUUUACUGUAUUUACAGUAGUCUUUUUUUUAAAUUCUAUCUGUCAUAUUUGACAGCUGUUAUAUCGUUUACAGUUGCUUACAACGUGAGAUGAAUGAGCGAAAGUAUUAUUCUAUGAAUAUUUAAAUCCUUGAAGACUCGAGAGCAUCUGGAAGAGGAUAAA